UUAACUCUCUUUCAUUGUCUUCCUUUGUUCUUCCUUCUCCUCAUUGUCUUCUUUGCUCUCUGAUUUGUGUGUUUUGUUAGUCCGUUUGUUUGCUCCUCAUCUUUUACUUUUCAACUGUUUGCUUCAAGAAUGUGAGUAACUUCGAUGCUUCGGUACUGGGCAGUGAAGGAAAGAGAUGAAGCCACAACACCUGAGAAUACCACCUCACGUCUGUCUCUCCGUCUUCGCCUUCGCUGCCGUGUGUGGGCGUGCGGGCGUGGCGGGCAUGGAGGCGCGGCCAGGCGAGGAGGGCGUCGACAUGGUGAAGGUGUUCGCUAUGCAGCUAGACAUGUGGGCGCCGCCAAGAGAUGAUGUCCUCAUACGCUACAACUUGACGGACCAUUUCAAGGAGGGGGACGUGUCAGAGUUCCCGGAGGCGACGGUGUGCCUACGCGCGCGCCCUGUGGUUCUGAUGAGUUACGAGAGCCACAUCUCCAUCGCCACCUCAGACCAGGACAACGACGUGCUGCAUAUGUACCGGCGCGGGGAGCACCACGGGUUCUACUACAAUGGCGUGCGUCAGUACGGCUUCCUCAACAUGACCAACGAUAUCGGCCUGCACGAGUGGAGCCACUACUGCCACAACUUCCACCACGGAGAGUACCGCGCCUACAUCCACGGCGAGCUGGCGGCGAGCGGCCCCUUCAGCGUGCCCCACAAGGUGCCCCUCCCCGUCAAGGGCAUCAUCACCAUUGGUCAGGAGCAGGACCUCCUGGCGGGCGGCUACGACACGGACCAGAGCUUCAGGGGCCACAUAGCGCAGGUCAACAUCUGGAACAGGUCGCUCUCGCCGGAGGAGGUGCGGGUGCAGGCGGGCUGCACCAAGGCCCCCAUCGGCAACAUCUUCUCCACGGACAGGGAGGCGGUGGAGCUGCUGGGCGGCGCCACGAUGGAGCUGGUGGAGCACUCGUACUUCUGCCGCAAGGCGGUGGAGUACGUGAUCUUCCCGACGCGGUACAUGGCGCAGUCACGCCUCACCUGCAACAGGAUCGGCUACGAGGUGUACACGCCCCACAACCGCGCCGACAACAUAUUGCUGCACCAGGAGUCCCUGCGCUUCGCCGAGAAAUGCCUCUCCAACUACCACCUGUGGAUCGGCGUCACGGACCAGGAGGAGGAGGACGUGUGGCGGAAGUUCACCGACAACUCCAUCGCCGAGACGCAGUUCGAGCUGAACGAACCCAACGGCGGCACCGGCGAGAACUGCAUGCUGAUGUUCCUGCCCAACGGCCUAUGGGUGGACACCUCCUGCGUCAUCAGGUGGCCCGCCUGCGUGCCCUGCGAGGUGGACAGGACCUCGCCGCUGCGCCUGCGGGGCUUCUGCUUCUCUAACGAGGCGGAGACAUUCUACGAAGUGCUGGGGUACCGCGGGGAGAAGCCGUACCUGCACGGCUACUACGGCUUCAUGGUGUACCGCAGCGGCAACUACACCUGGGAGAUGUUCGACACCACGGUGGGGGAGGUGGUGGGCAUCCUGGACGUGCCCUCCAAGGACUCCUAUCCGAUCGGGCGCCACACGUGGACGCUGCGCCGCUCCAUGUGUAACAACCUGAUCGGGUCGCGCAUCCCUCUCAGCUUCUCCAUCUGUGACAACGACGAGUUCACCUGCGCCAACGGUGACUGCAUCCCCAAGGAGCGCCGCUGCAACGCCAAGGACGACUGCUCCGACCUGUCCGACGAGGAGGACUGCCAGUUCAUCAUCCUGCCGAAGGGGUACCGGUCAGAGCGGCCGCCGGACAACGAGACAGAAGGGCUGGCCAUCAACCUGGCGUCCGCCGUGAGGGUCCUCCGCUUCAUGGAGAUCUCAGACAUCCGCAGAGUGAUCAACGUGGAGUUCACCGUGGAGAUCACCUGGAACGACCCGCGCCCCAAGUACUACAACCUCGGAGACACGCUGGAGUGGAACAAACUGUCCAACGCAGACCGCGGCAAGGUGUGGACGGUGAAGCUGCUGUUCCCUAACGUGUACGACGGGAACAUCAAGCUGCUCUCCGAGGACCUCUACCUCAGCAAGAUCGCCGGUCCCAUGCCGCCUGACUACAACAACGUCAGGAUGGACACUGUGUACCACGGCAAGUCCGCCAUGAUGGUACAGCGGCUACACUACAGUGGUAUCUUCGCCUGCACCUUCGACGUGUUUUAUUACCCGUUCGACAGCCAACACUGCUUCCUCCAGCUCCAGCUCUCCGUCAGGCGGGAACUGGUCAAAUUCUCGGAGGAUAAGGCGCGAGUGGAGUACCUGGAGGACCCGAAACUUCCUGCCUAUAUUCUAGAGGGCAUCUUCAUCACGGUUCUGGAGAGUGGCAGUAAUGAAACCAGAUAUUCAAUGCUUAAUGUGGAGUUUGUGUUGGCGAGACGGUGGAAAAUGAUUGUUCUGACCGUGUACCUUCCCACGGCCAUGCUGCAGCUCGUAGGCUACACCACUCUCUUCGUUAAUGUGGCUCUUAUGGACGUGCGCAUGGCUGUCAGUCUCACCACUCUUCUCGUGCUGUACACCCUCUUCAGCAACACAUCAGACGCCCUGCCCACCACAGCCUACGUGAAGCUUAUAGAUGUGUGGUUCUUCUUCUGCAUCUUCCUCCUGUUCUUCAUCAUCGUCAUCCAUACGGUGGUGGAACAUAUGGUGAACUUAUCAGAGAACAAAAGUUUCUCGCAGGUUCUCCCCUUCGAUCCCAGACGCACCAUGGAGAAGUCAAUGCGUGCCUCCUCCCCCGAAGCUGAGCGGCUGUUGUUCGCCUGCAUCAAAAUGAAAUGGUUGAGGGAAUGAAUGGCAACGUUAAGGAUGAGGGGGGUGGUGGUGGCGGCUGUGGCGGCACAGCAGACGACGACAACAUCUGCCGGGACUUCCUGCGCAACGUGUGCCGUCGGGGGAAGCGUUGCAAGUUCCGCCACCCUGACGACGGAGAGCAG
Portunus trituberculatus (swimming crab) is the source of this 2949-nucleotide messenger RNA. RefSeq lists its product as uncharacterized. Gene Ontology annotation, molecular function: extracellular ligand-gated monoatomic ion channel activity; protein binding. Gene Ontology annotation, cellular component: membrane. Lineage: Eukaryota; Metazoa; Arthropoda; Malacostraca; Decapoda; Portunidae. Gene Ontology annotation, biological process: monoatomic ion transport. The record is from RefSeq and is a predicted model, not a curated record.